Messenger RNA from Ficedula albicollis (Collared flycatcher), 2740 nucleotides. It is a transcript of the gene ZNF367, whose product is annotated as zinc finger protein 367. Bases 381 to 1391 code for a protein of 336 amino acids. Gene Ontology annotation, cellular component: cell-cell junction. The transcript is spliced from 5 exons. The record is from RefSeq and is a predicted model, not a curated record. Lineage: Eukaryota; Metazoa; Chordata; Aves; Passeriformes; Muscicapidae. Gene Ontology annotation, biological process: homophilic cell-cell adhesion. Gene Ontology annotation, molecular function: ionotropic glutamate receptor binding.
UUCCUCGGGCAUCGCCGGGACCAGGGCUGCCAGCGGGGCCGGCUUCGCUUCGGAAAGGUGCGGGGACGCUGUGACUGCUUCGCUCCGGUCGCUGCCAUGGCCAGGGGCCGCCGCUGACUUGGCGGAUCCGCUCGGGGGUAGCCGCGGAGGCGGAGGGGUGCGGAGGGGAAGCCACCGAACCACAGGGAGCCGCCGUCCACAGUGAUGAGCGGCUGAGCCGGGCCCGGGCGGAGACAGGUGGCGACGGCCGCGGGACCUCCGUGCAGCUGCACGGCCCGAACCGGGACACGGGCGCGGACAACGAGGCUGUGCCGCCGCGGAGCGCCCUCCUUUCCCUCUCUCUCCGCGCUCCCUUCGCCACUACCCGCGAGUGUUCGGUGAUGGCGGAGCGGCUCCCGCCGGGCCCCCCCCCGGUGAUUUUUUGCCAGGACUCCCCGAAGCGCGUCCUGGUCUCCGUAAUCAAAACCACCCCGAUCAAACCCUCCUCGGGGGCAAGCGGGGGCGAGGAGCCGAUGUCCGUCCCGCCUGUCCCCACCAGCCCCGGCUUCAGCGACUUUAUGGUCUACCCCUGGCGCUGGGGGGAGAACGCGCACAACGUGACCCUCAGCCCCGGCGGCAGCGACAGCACCGCCGGCCCGUCAGCUCUCCCGCCGCCCCGCGGGGGAGCGGGCAGAGUCCCCGGCGGGGACGAGGAGAAGGCGGGGAGCCCGGGGAGCGGCGGCCGGCACCGGCACCUGAAGGAUGGAAUAAGACGUGGCCGUCCAAGAGCAGACACUGUCCGAGACCUGAUCAGUGAAGGAGAGCACUCUUCCAGCAGGAUACGCUGCAAUAUUUGCAACAGGGUCUUUCCACGAGAGAAAUCACUGCAAGCCCAUAAACGAACUCACACUGGUGAAAGACCUUAUUUAUGUGACUACCCAGAUUGUGGGAAAGCCUUUGUACAGAGCGGGCAGCUCAAAACUCACCAGCGUCUCCACACAGGAGAGAAGCCUUUUGUCUGCUCAGAGAAUGGCUGUUUAAGCAGAUUCACACAUGCAAACCGUCAUUGUCCCAAACAUCCAUAUGCCCGACUGAAGAGGGAAGAGCUCACGGACAGACUGAGUAAGAAGCAGACAGCUGACAAUAAAGCUGUGGCCGAGUGGCUGGCAAAAUACUGGGAGACUAGAGAGCAGCGUGCUCCUGCUUUGAAGACCAAAGCAAUCCAGAAAACGGAUCAGGAACAGCAGGACCCAAUGGAGUAUCUCCAGUCUGAUGAAGAGGAUGAUGAAGAGAAAAACAGCGCUCAUUCAGCUGCCCGGCACCGCCGGCUCCAGGAGCAGCGUGAACGCAUGCAUGGUGCGCUGGCACUCAUCGAGCUCGCAAACUUAGCUGUGGCACCCCUGCGACAGUAGAUAGGAGGAGCAGUCUCUGCCCAUAAAAAAGUACUUUCUGGUGUUCCUUAACCAGUUAGAUCCCAAGCAUAAGCUAAGCACCUUAUUUGCUUGUAAUAGGCUGCUAUUCUGUAGAAUUUAUGAAGAAUGUUGUUGCCUCAUAAUAUGGGGCGAGAGAAUUGCACUUUUGAUAAGGUAGAAGACAGAUGUAAAGUUUCUAAGUAUUUUGUAAAUAUAGGACUGCAUAAGGCAGGGUUGACAAAUUUAUGUGUUGUGGGAUGCUAGAUUUUGCAAGGUUAACUCAUUUAUCUGAAGCAGAUUUCACAGGAAACACUUUCUGAGCAAAGUGUUCUCGAUUACGAUGGUACAUGUGGCCAAAGAAGGCUGACAAAGAAGUAUUUAUCUGACUAUCAAAGUGAUGGGUCUGGGGAUAUUGUUAAACAGCAAUGAAACCAUGUUUUUCUAAUGUCAAUAUAUCUUUUCCUAGCAUCUCCAAGGUGAAGGGCAAAGGUUAGUUAUCUCAACUUGUACAGGGAAAGAAAAUGCUUCAUGCAGGGAAUAUCUUCACUGUGACUGCCCAAGGUAUGAGGCUUGACUUUGCUGCUUCACAUUUUUUUGAUUUGAUUUCAGCAGAAUCUCUUGGUAGCACUUGUUAUUCCUAACAUGUGUAGUUGGGAAGUUUUGCACAUUGUUUUAUCUGAAAAUGAUUAGUCUUGCAAAGUCUAGAAAAAGGAGAACAAUUGGUAGUAUUUUUUCAGGUGUUUUUGGGCCCUGUAGUGAUUUGGCACUUGGUUUUGUUAAUAAAGGGGUUAUUUACAGGGUGGUAUGAGUUUGUAGUAAACUAUUCUAGGUCUUCUAUUAGCAAACACUAAGUUUUAAAGUAUUGCUUUUAUAAUGAUUAGCAAAUAGAAGCCUUCGUACUUACUGUGCAUAAAGCCACCUUACUGCUUUACUCCAGCAUAACAUGGCAAUUUUUUGUUCACUAACCAUAGGACAGCUAUAAACACUGCAGAAAAGUAUUCACUAUACAAUUAGAAAAUAGGCUUCCAAAGGUAGUUACAAGUGUGUUAACAGUGUGAUUUCAUAUAUUUCCCAAAUAAGUUGCAGAAUGCUGCCUAGUAUUCAGAUGCUGAUAUAAAAUGUUUAACAGGGUAUUUUGUCACUUUGUGAAUCUUGUAUACUUUCAGUAGCAUUGUCUUAUGGUGAUCUUUUACCAUAUUUUGCUUUGAAGGCAGCCAGAGAUUCCUAAUAUGCUAACAAAACUUUGUUUUCAGAUUGGACUUUUUGUGUGUGGUUUUGUUGUUGGUUGUUGUUGUUAAGCUACUGCUUAAGGGGAUAUUAAUAAUGUGUAUUUACUGACCUGCUUGCUU